This is a messenger RNA of Spodoptera litura, 2390 nucleotides long. RefSeq lists its product as uncharacterized. NCBI's taxonomy places the organism in Eukaryota, Metazoa, Arthropoda, Insecta, Lepidoptera, Noctuidae. The record is from RefSeq and is a predicted model, not a curated record.
CACGGGGUCACUGCUUCAAAUCCUCGAGGAGUACCUUCGACUGUCUCUUUACUUCAUCAUCAGAUCAACUCUACACCUUCGAAAAAAUGUAAUAGCUUCAAAUAUUACCUAUAUAAAAUAUUAACAACCGCUCUAGUCGCACAAUUUUGAAAAUUUCCAUAGGAUCCCAUCAUCAGAUUUUGACCUGGUGGGAAUGGGACCACCCCGAGAAUAUUACCUUUCCAAUAAAAAAAGAAUCAUCAAAAUCCUUCGAUGAACGCCAAAAAAAUCGGGUAACAUACACAGAAAAAAAAACAACACAGUCGAAUUGAUAAACUCCUCCUUAAUGGGAAGUCGGUUUUAAAAUAAUAAUACCGGCGGAAUGUAAGUCAAAGUCACCCAGAAAGGGUUUUUUUUUUGUGAAGGGGGAGGUAGGUGGAUUAACCUAAAAUUUUUAAAUUGAACUAAACUUAUGGUGACUCAGAUCAAGAGAUUAAUAUCCGCCAGGAUGUUAGAUAAAUUUGUUGUCGAAUGUAAUGUAAUGUGUAUUAUGAUUAAUAUAUCAAAACUAGUCGUUAUUUUGUAUUAUGUUCAGUAAAUAAUUCAGUUGAUUAUUUGUAACUGCUACAGUUAGUCCACUGAACAUGAAAAUGUUACAGAAUUGUAUAGCUCUUAUAUUCUGCGGUACAGCAGUUUUUCUGAUUGUUGACGUGCAGUCAGAGCACUGCAAGAAGACAAGACCGGAGACAUACUUGACGACAGAUAAGAUUUCUUACAGCUAUGUGACUUACGAAAAUGGGAUUAUACGUUCGCACAUAAAGAUAAAGACGAUAACUAAAAUGGUUUAUAGAGCACGCGAAAUAUUAGGCCAUUGUGACAGUACCUGGAAGGCCGAUUUUAUCUUGCAGAGGUUUAAACGUAAACGUCUCUGCAACGAACAAUGUAUUAAUGGACUAUGUGAUAUGUUUGGCAACUGUGUAUGCUAUUCUGGCUAUGCAGCACAAAACGGCACUUGUGUGCCCGUAUGUGACCGUUGCUCGUACGGCACUUGUAUCGCACCGGAUAUUUGCCAAUGUGAUUUAGGAUAUGAAGUAAAUGUGAAAGGUGAAUGUACACCAAAAAGUAAUACAAGUGAUUGUUUCCCUGGCUACACAGCGGUCAAUAAUACUUGUGAACCUUACUGCUCAAAUGGGUGUCCAGAUGGGUUUUGUGCAGCUCCGGAGACAUGUUUUUGUCUGGACGGCUUUCGUGAAGACAAAGAUGAAAAUGGAACGAAUAUAUGCAGACCGAUAUGUUCCACUGCAUGUGGCCCAGGACUUUGUGUAGCUCCAGAGGUCUGUAAAUGCUUCGAAGGAUACGAAGCCGAAUAUGUGGACAAGUUUAGAGGUGUACAAUGUUUGCCAGUGUGUGAGGAUUGUGAGGGCACCUGUAUUGCUCCGAACAAAUGCGUAGCAAACGAGUCUCCUCACUUUAGUGAGCCAAAUAACAAAACAUCAGCAGGUACAACAAGAACUACAACGGAGUCUACUUCUACUACACAUUUAUACUCUAUCGCUUCUGUGUUCCCAAUACUUGAGAGAAACAAAACAAUAGAACCAUUUGCUGAAAAUUAUAAUAAAUCUAAAACUAUACACGAAGAAUUCUUAAGAAAGUCGCAAAAUCAACAAGAUGGAGUAUCUAUUUUAAUUUCAAUAAUAAUCGGUAGAAAUAAUUGUGGAAAAUACAACAUUUCAGUUUCAGACGGACAAAGCGAGAAUUAACUUUUAAAUAAAAGAACUUCAGAUACCUUUUUUGGAUGUCAUAUGAAUGAGUUUUGAAGUUCUUAUGACUUAACUUACUUUGUGUGCUGACGUCACCUAUCCUGUCAUACCAGAAGCAGACCAUCAAUUAGCUUGUUUAUUAUUAUAAGAUAAAGUUAAAAUGAGAUCUAACAUACCAGAAUUUCUCGUCAGCUGUGAUUUUGAUCACUAAGAUCUAUUGCAUAAAAGAGAAUUAACUAGUGUUAAUUUACUAGAUAGGAUAAAAUUAACCUGGAAAUAAACUAGAACUGAAACUAGAGUCCUCUAGUGAGGCAAAAACAACAUUUCUUAUUCUAUUGGUGUUUCUCCAACUUGUUCGAGACAAUGAGUGUUAUUUCGCCAGAAUGUUUACAUUAAGCAAUUUUUAUGACGUGGUCAUCUAGAUCUGAUCUGAACUGAAGACAAAAUAAUUAUUAUCAUUUUUUACAUUUUGAUUCCCUAAUUUAAGGUAUACAUAAUAAAUAUAAUCUAAUGAUUGUUUACAUUACUUGCAUUUUUGAAGUUGUAUUUUAUAGUUAUAUUUGGGAACUUAUGUAUUAUUUUUAAUUUAAUUUUUAUAACAAUACCUAAUGUAUGAAUAAAAGAAAGUAUAAAGAUGAAGUAACUACUUAU